This is a messenger RNA of Xenopus tropicalis (tropical clawed frog), 2106 nucleotides long. It is a transcript of the gene shisa3, whose product is annotated as shisa family member 3. The record is from RefSeq and is a predicted model, not a curated record. NCBI's taxonomy places the organism in Eukaryota, Metazoa, Chordata, Amphibia, Anura, Pipidae. The transcript has 2 exons. Bases 1149 to 1847 code for a protein of 232 amino acids. Gene Ontology annotation, cellular component: membrane.
CAUACGCGCUAUGUGCGAUAUUAAUGGCCCGUGUGUUUGCGCUUGUGCAUCGGGCAAGACUUGAAUGUAUGAUUAGAGGCUGCAGGGCUGGAAGCUGAAAUUCCCCAUAGUGAGCCCCCUCCCUGGGAAUCGUGCGUUUGCCCCUGACAGGCUGCAGCCUACACAAGGGGGAGCUACAGGGCAGUGCCAGUGUCUGACCGACUCACAUAAAGCGCAGCCCCUGAGGCAGCAGCACCGUAUCAGCGCACAGAGAAGCGCAGCACAUCGGGGGACUCCGUGGGAUCAUUAUAGCGCGGCUCAAAGCAUCCCUGGCUGGGGGAACACAUGUGGCUUAUUAUGAAGGACUGCGAAUAAGGCGCUAAUUGGCACAGCCUGGCACUGAAACGGAGGCAGCGAAUAAGGCGCUAAUUGGCACAGCCUGGCACUGAUACGGAGGCAGCGAAUAAGGCGCUAAUUGGCACAGCCUGGCACUGAUACGGAGGCAGCGAAUAAAGCGCUAAUUGGCACAGCCUGGCACUGAUACGGAGGCAGCGAAUAAGGCGCUAAUUGGCACAGCCUGGCACUGAUACGAAGGCAACGAAUAAGGCGCUAAUUGGCACAGCCUGGCACUGAUACGGAGGCAGCGAAUAAAGCGCUAAUUGGCACAGCCUGGCACUGAUACGGAGGCAGCGAAUAAGGCGCUAAUUGGCACAGCCUGGCACUGAUACGGAGGCAGCGAAUAAGGCGCUAAUUGGCACAGCCUGGCACUGAUACGGAGGCAGCGAAUAAGGCGCUAAUUGGCACAGCCUGGCACUGAUACGGAGGCAGCGAAUAAGGCGCUAAUUGGCACAGCCUGGCACUGAUACGGAGGCAGCGAAUAAGGCGCUAAUUGGCACAGCCUGGCACUGAUACGGAGGCAGCGAAUAAGGCGCUAAUUGGCACAGCCUGGCACUGAUACGGAGGCAGCUUAGCCUGAGGCGGUGUGCAGGGCUGUAGCGGAGGCGCCUCAGUGCCCAAUGGCUUCCCUUCUACUUCUCCCACUGCCCUAGGAGCCAACUCCUGCCAGGUGUAUGGGUGGUUGGGUCAGGCACACCAUGGCUGGCACAUCCUAUUGGGAUCCCUAAGGACGGAGGCAUAACCUGCGACAGACGGAACACAGAGAAGCGACAAUGGGGGUCAUUAGUUACUUUUUGCUCGGCUUUCUGACAUGGAGUAGCGCCAGGGCGCAGGGAGAGUAUUGCCACGGCUGGCUGGACGCUGCAGGGAACUACCAAGCCGGAUUCCAGUGCCCGGAGGACUUUGACACUGUAGACGCCACGAUUUGCUGCGGAUCUUGCGCCCUGCGCUACUGUUGCGCGGCCGCGGACGCUCGGCUGGAACAGGGCAGCUGCACCAACGAUCGCGAAUUGGAGAAAUCUGGAGUCAGUGCUCAGCCUAUUUAUGUUCCAUUUCUCAUCGUGGGCUCCAUAUUUAUUGCGUUUAUCAUCGUGGGAUCAUUGGUGGCCAUUUACUGUUGCACGUGCCUCAGGCCUAAGCAGACUUCCCAGCAACCAAUGAGGUUCACCUUGCGCAGUUACCCACCAGAGACUCUCCCUAUGAUUCUAACCAGUGGCAACCUGCGAACUCCAUCCAGGCAAUCCAGCACGGCGACCAGCUCCACCUCCACUGGUGGCUCUGUGCGGAGACUGUCCUCCUCCCGAGCCGACCCCGGCUACCUGGUUUCAUCCCCACCUCCCCCUUACUCCUCAGCACACUCCAUCCAUUUAAACCCAUCCUCCACAUUCCUGGUGUCAAGUCAGUACUUCUCUUACCCACUGCAGCCAGAAGCCAUUGCAAACAAGAGCUGCCCGGAUUUCCGACAGAGCUAACAGAACCCUGUAGAGUGAAAGAAGAGCAGGGACACUGACUUCUAUUAUACCAUGUUGCUAUGGGGAGCACAGGUAUUACCUAUGGCCCUGGCAGAACAAUGAGAUAUUGUGAAUUUAUUCCAAGAGCCACAACUGGUUUCCCUUCAGUGGACAGGUGGGAAAAUGACAUUUAAGAUGAAUCCUAUUUACAAUCAAUGGUUAUAAUUUCUCACUCCUAGUAUGUAAUUUAUAUUAAUAAAAAACUCACUACUAUAGCCGA